AUGGGAGACGAAGGGUAUCGGGGAUGGAUCAAGCUCGAGAUUCCGUGCUCUCUGCCGGAGCGGUUUAUGAAUCCGAUCGUCAAAUGCCAUGCAACCAAACUAGAACCAGUAAGUGGCAUUUUAUUUGUUAUUUGUAACGGAAAACAAAUGAUUUUAGGCUCUGAAUCUCUAUGAUAUGAAGGUUCAGUCAAAGAGUCAGGUUCAGGCAGUCGAAGAGCAGGAUUGUGAACCGUUUUACGAAGUCAAUUAUGAGGUUUAAACGUUUGACAGAGUCAUACUUAAUAAUGUCGCUUUACAGGUCGUUGCCGACAGAUUUUCGCACACAUUGAUAGCUGCUAUUCAACAUUAUCUUAAGGAUUUGGCGAGUGAUCGUUUGGUGCCUUUUCAACGAGGAAAUCUUGUUCUUCACAGUUCCGACUUUUGGUCGUCUGAACUGACGUGUCAUCUUGUUGAUAUUCCUCUUUCUGCUAUUUACUUUGGAAAUAUUCAAGGAGGAACGUUUAUCAACCACUGGGAAGUCUCAUUCUGGGAUGACACUCGUCGACGGGUGGCGGCAAAAACAAACAGCAAGUUUACAACCACAGUCGAUAGACAGGGACUGAACCAGAUCAAAGUGGAAUUCGAAUUCGAUAAAAUGGAUUUCAUGACUGUGCAUUUCAAACAGAGGGAAGAGGAAUUCAUUCCCGACAAAGACACUUCUCAGAAGACGAAACAAGAAGUCACGAUGUUCUAUCAGAUAACAGUAAGAAGUGAAAAGUGGCAAUAGAAGUUGAAUUGAUGAUUUCAAGGUCAGACGGACUUCCAUUCGGCGGAUUAUAGUGGAUCCGGUGGUGCAAGACAACUACGGUCCUGAUCGGAAUCGCGUUCAUUUCGAACUCAAUUGUCCCGUUUUGAUUAGAAGAGGAUUUUUCACAGACAAGCAACUCGCUGUGAGAAUUAAUGCGUUUUCUCGCUCUCAACGGUUUUUUUUCAGGGUAACCGCCAUACAAUACCACCGUUCCGCAGAAAUUUGGUAAUCAAUCGGGGAAGGACUGCAGGACAGUAUCCAACUGCGACCGCGAUAACAGACAGCCCUGUGUUCACAAUCGAGUUCGAUCAAUCAGUUGGAGUGAGAACUAUCGCUACGAAUAUCCAAACUGAGCCUUUCUUUCCAGCUCGAUGAAAUUUACCGCCUUCUGUCUCGUUUGCGUGUUCGUACUGGAGUUUCCAUCGAGUUUGCCGACAUUCCGUCUAUCGAUUGUCUUAUAUGGAGGGAGAAUCCGUAUCAUCGUUGGACAUUCCAAAAUGGACAACAGCUGAAACCGACGCACUUCUCCGCUCCAGUAUACAGAGACUUUAUAACAACGGUAAUAACCUGAAAGAAAUUCACGAAAAAUUGAGCUAUUCAGGCAUUCCCUCGGAAGCACGAGGUGUGCGGAUCGAGAGAAGUGGACACGAACCGAGAGAGAAAGUUCGCAAUCACCUAUCUCAUCGAAUGUCUGCUGUCAAGAGGAGCAGUCGUGAAGGAUCAGAUACUGCUUGACGAAAUCAUAUGGCAUCGAUUUCUCGAAGUUAUUCUGCACUAUUAUAGCAAAGACGAUAAGUUGUGUGAAGCGGGACUCGAGGAUUUGGUGCAUAUGAUCGACGGAAGGAAAAGAAUCGGAUCUUUGAUGAAGGUGGCCGAAUUAAUUAGCAAGCAAAAUUAUUAUGCAAACUUUCAGUGCUUUGAUAGAAUCUGCCAAACUAGACAGAGAAACAGUCUGACGAACGGAUUGACGCAGGAGGAGAUGCGAGAGGGAUAUCAGAGAGUUCGGAAGAUCAUCUUCACGCCCACACGCGUCAUCUACGUGGCUCCGGAGACGUUAAUGGGAAAUCGAGUGCUCCGACGUUAUGAUCACGACGGAACAAGAGUGCUGAGAAUUACAUUUCGCGACGACGACAAUCAAAAAAUGAGGACGAACAAAACGAGUUACCUGUUGGAGAAGACCGUCGGAAUGUAUCUGAGCCAAGGAGUUACGGUCGCCGGCCGGAAUUUUGGAUAUUUAGGCAGUUCCAAUUCUCAAAUGAGAGACAACGGAGCGUACUUUAUGGAGAAGUAUUCUUCGUCGCAAUGUCGCGAAUACGAAGCCAUUCAUCACAUAAAACCUCCGAUCACAUUCAAUCCUAAAAUCCAGGCUGCGAGAAAGAACUUGGGACGUUUCGAAACUAUCGAUAACAUUCCGAAGAUGAUGGCUCGUCUCGGACAGUGUUUCACGCAGAGCAGAGUGAGAAACAAUAAAAGCCUAACUCCAAUGAUUGUGAUUGCAGUUGUCUGGAGUGAAUCUGGAGCGAUGCACGUACAUGACAGCUUUCGACCUCACAGGUGGAAAGAACUCGAAACGGGAUGAGUACACGUUCUCGGAUGGAGUUGGCAUGAUGAGCUUCCGUUUCGCGCAAAUGGUGGCAACGGUCAUGGAUUUUGGAAAAGGAGUACCCAGUUGCUUCCAGGUACACGCGCGCUUCCGGCUUCUUUCAAUUCAUCAUAACUUUCAGUUCCGUUUCCGUGGAAUGAAGGGAGUGAUUGCUGUGGAACCAUUGCUCGAUGAAAUACGAGAAUGGUCUAUGAGACACGGAAUGAAAAGCCCCAGCGAUGACAGUUCGUGGGCUCUUAACUGUGUGUUCCGUCCCAGUCAAAUCAAGUUUAUCUCGAAGAGACAUCCACGCGAUCAAGUAGAGAUUGUCAAAUAUUCGUCUCCAGUUCCUGUUUCCCUCAACAAACCAUUCAUAAACAUUCUCGAUCAAGUUUCCGAGAUGCAAUCGUUAGAGUGCCAUCGGCGAGUGACCAACAGAAUCGAAGAACUGCUUGACCGGCAGAUGCUCUCUUUUGCUCAGCAAAUGGUCGACGAAACGUACUGUAGAAAUCGACUGAAAGUGAGAAAUCUCAUCUUUCGUUUCCACUGUCUGAUAUUAUUCUAGGAGCUCCCUCGUCGAGUGGACAUUGACUUCCUUCGAACGACGUGGGGAUUCACGCUGGCUAGUGAACCGUUCUUCCGGUCUCUCAUCAAAGCGUCGAUCAAGUUCUCGAUCAGUGGGUUACGCACGUCUUGUAAGAUUAACUUUUUUUUUAGCGAGGCAACUACGAAAGGAGCAGAUUCCGAUUCCACAAGAUCUAGGUCGUUCCUUGCUCGGAGUUGUUGAUGAGACGGGUCGUUUGCAAUACGGACAGAUUUUCGUUCAGUAUACGAAGAAUCUGGCUCUCAAACUGCCACCGAAAAACGCUGCUAGACAUGUGCUCACCGGAACAGUUCUGCUCACGAAGAAUCCGUGCAUCGUGGCUGGAGACGUCCGUAUUUUUGAAGCCGUCGACAUUCCGGAACUGCAUCACAUGUGCGACGUCGUUGUGUUCCCACAGCACGGUCCCCGACCGCAUCCGGACGAAAUGGCCGGAUCCGAUCUCGACGGAGAUGAGUAUUCCGUCAUCUGGGACCAAGAACUUCUGCUCGAAAAAAACGAGGAACCAUUCGAUUUCACUUCGGAGAAACAAAAGAUUCCGUUCGACGAGAGCCAGAUUGUAAAAAUUUAAUAUGUUCAAAUUUAAAAGUUAUAUUAUUUACAGGAGAAUCUUAUGCAAGAAUUCUACGUGAAAUAUCUCAAGCUCGACUCGGUGGGAACUAUUUCGAACAGUCAUCUCCACUGCUCCGAUCAGUACGGACUGAAUGCUCGAGUGUGCAUGGAUCUGGCCAAAAAAAAUUGCCAAGCCGUUGACUUCACAAAGUCAGGCCAGCCACCGGAGCCUCUCCAAAAAAAAUGGAGAAAGGGUAUUUCCAUGUUUUCCUAAUGUAAAUUUAACGGCAUGACGUCUCAGAUGAGGAUACUGGCGAGAUGAUUCCUCCGGAAAGGGCGGAAAGAGUGCCCGAUUACCACAUGGGAAACGACCACUCUCCGAUGUACGUUAGCCCGAGACUGUGCGGUAAACUGUACCGAGAGUUCAAAGCCAUUGACGAUGUGCUGAAGAUUUCCGAAGAGCGCGAUGAACAACUUGAAAUUUCGAUAGAUGAAAACAUCAUGAUUGGAGGAUACGAGGAACAUUUAGUCGGUGCUAAGGAAGAACUCGCAAGAUAUAAUGCACAGUUGAGAGUGAGCUGGACCGCUUUUUCAAUCACAAAUUCAAACAAAUUUUUCAGUCAAUGAUGGAGAACUACGGAAUUCGAACGGAAGGAGAAGUUUUCUCUGGAUGCAUUGUGGACAUGCGGAACAGAAUUUCGGACAAAGAUCAGGAUGACAUGUCAUUCUACAAUACUAAUCAAAUGAUCGAGACGAAAGUGACAAAUCUGUUCCGCAAGUAUCGGGAGCACUUUUUCGAGGAAUUUGAAGGUGGCUGGAAGUCAAACACCGAACCGACGGCUCGGGCGAAUGACGACAACAACAUUAUGCAGAGGCAGUGUCUUGCUCCCACUACACAAAUGUUGCGCAAAGCGGUGGCUUGGUAUCGCGCAUGCUAUGGUAAGUUAUGAAGUUUUUAGUUUGUACAACGAUUGUGUUUUUCUAUAGAGGAAGCGCGGCGUACGAGAGAGAACAAGAAGCUAUCAUUCGCCUGGGUCAUCUACGACGUCAUUGCGUUGGUGAAGCAACACACGAGUCUCACGAGUGAUGCCGUUUUGAUGGGCGGUGCGAAUCCUCUGUACACAAUGCUUGAUGCUCACAGGGAACAGUAUUUGCUUGACAACCGUCAGUCAUUUGAGCAGUUCUGUCGUGUGGAAACGCCUGAGAACAGAGGAGAACAUACUGAACGAGCGAACGUCAUCAUCAGAAUGUACUUGGAAAAGUAUCCAGGACUGGACACCGUGCUGUUCAUUUUGAAAGAAUGGGCGAAAGCUUCGAAGCUUUUCGAUAACAUGCCGAUCCGAGAGCACCAUUUCUGCCUUCUUUUCAUUCUCUUCGCCACUCGACAAUUCUCAUCGGUUGAUGGAAACGCGGGUGUUUUCUUCAACAAAAUUGAAGAAAAGACUCACAAACGAGCUGAAAAUAUGGACAAUUCGAUUUCCGAAGAACAACGCUCAAAGAUGGUAUAUUUAUCACUUUUUAGUUUUCGAUGAACUGUCAUUUCAUAGGUGGUUAAGUUCUUGGAGUUCCUUGCUUCUCGCAAGUUCCGCAAAAUGUCGAAUCUGUCAUUCCGACCGCUCGACUUCUCGUCUGUUUUCAUGCGUGGCGAAUGGCAGAUCUUCCACGUAGCCGCCCUUAAAACCUACUACAACAUUCUGUUCAACCUCCGCUUCGAAGAACUGCCCGUCUCGACCGAUCCCACGAUCACAGUCCGGUCGAUUAUCCGAGAAAAUGAGCCGUUCGUUAUCGAGUUGCCAGGUAAUACUUUUAGUAAAGUGACGAUAUAUAUUCUUCGUUCCAGCCGAUUGUGACCGUGAACUUGUUCAUCGGAAACUAGUGGAACACACGGGCGUCGAGGAGAUUCAUAUGCGUAACAUGGAAAAGUCGGUUCGUGCGAUAGAUGAGACUCCAAACUUGAAUGGUAUCAGAUUAGGAUGGUAUUCAUUCUAGUAACGGUGAAUUACAGUGCGCUUGUUGGUGUCAACACGUGGAACCCUCGAAGCAAUGUACAAGUUGAGGCAGCUGGUGGCCGUCAAGGUAAAGCUUAGUAAGCUCUCAAAACGGCAUGAGCGUAUUCCAGGUUCCCAUCAAAACUUAUGUGACAGGUCAAGAGAUUUCGACACAAAUGGCUCGUCUGUGCUAUGAGAAAAUUAUAAAAGGACACAUUCAUGCGUGA
Caenorhabditis sp. 36 PRJEB53466 is the source of this 5737-nucleotide messenger RNA. The record is from the annotation of a GenBank genome assembly. NCBI's taxonomy places the organism in Eukaryota, Metazoa, Nematoda, Chromadorea, Rhabditida, Rhabditidae.